UCCAACAUGGCGGCCUACGCAAGUGCCACUUUGCUGCAGAUUCGGCUUGGAAAAUCAAGGAUCUUGAGUCACCUGAGGCUUAAAGUACCUGCAAGUUUCCAUGGUGACCAACAACAUGUACGCAACUAUGCUGUUGCACCCUGGGACCCCAGUGAACCUACGUUUGAUAAGAUCCUGAUAGCUAACCGGGGUGAGAUUGCUUGCCGUGUAAUGAGAACAUGUCGUGCCAUGGGAAUCAAGUCUGUCGCCAUCUACAGUGAAGCUGAUGUCAAUGCGCUCCACGUUGAGAUGGCAGAUGAAGCAGUUUGUGUAGGCCCAGCAGCAUCAAAGGACAGUUACCUCAAUAUGGAUAGAAUUUUACAAGCAAUCAGAGACACAGGCUCUCAGGCUGUUCAUCCUGGCUAUGGUUUUCUCUCAGAGAAUAUGGAAUUUGCAAAAAGAUUGGCAGAAGCAGAGGUAUCAUUUAUCGGGCCAGGAAGCCGUGCUAUCCAAGCGAUGGGUGACAAGAUCGAGAGCAAACUCCUGGCCAAGGAGGCUAAGGUCAACACCAUUCCAGGUUUCGAUGGAGUCGUAGAGACACCGGAUCAGGCAGUAGAGGUCGCUAAUGAUAUAGGUUAUCCAGUCAUGUUGAAGGCAUCGGCGGGAGGGGGAGGAAAAGGAAUGAGGAUAGCAUGGAAUGAUGAUGAAACAAGGGAAGGAUUCCGACUGUCAUCGCAGGAAGCAGCGGCUAGUUUUGGAGACGACAGACUCCUAGUUGAAAAGUUUAUAGAUAAUCCUAGACAUAUAGAAAUACAAGUAUUAGCCGAUUCCCAUGGCAACGCAAUCUACCUGAAUGAAAGAGAAUGUUCGAUACAGAGGAGAAAUCAGAAGGUCAUUGAAGAAGCACCCAGUACUUUCUUAGAUGAAGCUACAAGGCAAGCCAUGGGAAACCAGGCAGUAUCACUAGCAAGAGCAGUAGAUUAUAAAUCAGCAGGUACUGUGGAAUUUUUAGUAGACUCAAAGCGCAACUUCUACUUCUUAGAAAUGAACACCAGAUUGCAGGUUGAACAUCCGAUUACGGAGUGCAUCACAGGGGUUGAUCUGGUACAGGAGAUGAUACGGGUUGCUAAGGGACACGCCCUUAGAUACACACAGGAUGAUAUACCAAUCAAUGGCUGGGCCAUUGAGAGCAGAGUCUAUGCCGAGGAUCCUUACAAAUCUUUUGGUCUUCCGUCCAUCGGUCAUCUUCAUCGUUACUCCGAGCCCCUCCAUCUUGAUAAAGUCCGAGUAGACAGCGGGAUCAAAGAAGGCAGUGAGAUCAGCAUGUAUUAUGAUCCCAUGAUCUCAAAGCUUGUUACAUAUGGAGCCACGAGAGAGGAAGCCUUAGCAACCAUGGAAAAAGCCUUGGAUACAUACAUUAUUAGAGGUGUAACUCACAACAUAUCACUGCUUCAAGAUGUGAUUGCCAAUCCUAGAUUCAUCUCAGGUGAUAUCAGCACAAAGUUCUUACAAGAAGAGUACCCAGAAGGUUUCUCAGGAUGGAAGCUUGACCAAAGCGAGGAGACCAAUCUUAAAGCAGUAGCAGGAUGUUUGUAUAUACUCAAUCAAUUCAAAGCCCAAAGAUUUACAAACCAAACUAGGGUACCACCGACGCCAGUAUCGUGGGACCAAUCCAAACUGAGUGUAUUCAUCGACGGCAAGAGACAGGAUAUAGUAGUACAGAUGAAUGAUGCUGGAGGAAAGGUGGAUAUCAAUGGAGAAACAUUAGAUGUCAAUAUAUCAUGGUCAACAGCCCAAGAUGUUAUCACACCCACUAUAAAUGAUACUACUCUAUGUUUACAGGUUAUUUCAUGUGAUACUGCCGGCAACAUUCAACUUCAAUACAAAGGCACAAUCUUUACCCUGAAUGUAAUGCAGCAAGAGGCAGCUAAUCUCCAAGCAUUGAUGCCUGAGAAGGUCAAGCCUGAUGUGAGUAAAGAAGUUGUCUCCCCUAUGCCUGGCAAACUCCAUUCCCUCCAUGUGCAAGUAGGAGAUUCGGUUGGUGAAGGCCAGGAGGUGUGUGUUGUAGAAGCAAUGAAGAUGCACAACAGUCUCUUCUCAUCAAGAGACGGAAAGGUCAAAGCCAUUCAUUUUGUUGAAGGUGACAGCAUAGCGGAAGAAGACAUUAUUCUGGAGCUGGAAUAAGCGCGUGACACAUCAUUACAGUUCACGGGACUUUGCGAGAGGACAGAAAAAUCGAACAUUAGCGUUGCUGCAAUCAUGUCAUCACAAUUGCAUACCUCCCGGGGUUAUGAUACACCACAGUGAGCAAUGCUGUGCCUAAAUUAACUGUUUUAUAGCCGUUUUUCUAAAGGGCUUCAAAAUGACAGCAAAACGGCUAUAAAAAAGGGGAAAAAAAGGGCUACCAAAUGGCAAGCUGCUCACCAUGGUCAAGCUCCGAUAUACAUCACUGUGGUAUGUGAUGCAUGUAGUUUGAAGCUUGGAAGAGAGAGAUGAUCACCCCCCGUAUUUUGAGAUGAAAUUAAAGAGAAAUACCAGUAGUUGCAGUAAACACUGAUUUCAUGA
Molecule: messenger RNA, 2544 nt
Organism: Lytechinus variegatus (green sea urchin)
Lineage: Eukaryota; Metazoa; Echinodermata; Echinoidea; Temnopleuroida; Toxopneustidae
Product: propionyl-CoA carboxylase alpha chain, mitochondrial-like
Exons: 22
Coding region: 7-2163 (718 amino acids)
Cellular component (GO): mitochondrion
Molecular function (GO): metal ion binding; ATP binding; propionyl-CoA carboxylase activity
Source: RefSeq, a predicted model, not a curated record